UUUGAUGAGCUCUUCCCAAACAUUGAUGCUGGUCUCUUGAUCGCGGUUAAUUGUUUGUGAGUUCAUCUUCUAACCUUGCAAUAAAUUUGUGGAGUUUUUAAAAGUGCGGCGUGGGAGAGAAGGGUUUAUUCUAAUUUGGGAUUUUCCUUGUCGAGAGGGGAAGAAGGGCGAAUCUGGUCAGAGCAAAGGAGGAGCAGGGGAUAAUGGAUCCUGAUGCAGUGGCAAAGGCGUUUGUGGACCAUUACUACAACAUAUUUGAUACCAACAGGGCGGGUCUGGUGAGCCUGUACCAAGAUGGCUCCAUGCUCACCUUCGAGGGCCAGAAGAUACAGGGUGUCCAGGGUAUCGUCGGGAAGCUCACCAGUCUGCCCUUCCAGCAGUGCAAGCACAACAUCAGCACCGUCGACUGCCAGCCCUCUGGCCCCGCUGGCGGCAUGCUCGUCUUCGUCAGCGGUACCCUCCAGUUGCCCGGUGAGCAGCACCAGCUCAAGUUUAGCCAGGCAUGGGAGAUGGUUGGCAGUUUCAGGGUUGUUUGAGAGACCUGAAGAAGUUUGAGAGCAGUCCUGGGAUGCUCAAGCAUGGCCUCAACAUCUCCUUCCAGGGGGAUGCCCUGGAAACAUCCACUGUUUGAGAAAAAUUUCCUGGGGACAUCUUCCUGCUGGUUGUGGUGGGGGAAUGUACCUUUAGCAUCCCACAAUCCUUGGCACAUCUCCAUCCUAGAAAUGGCCUGUAUUGUGGGGAAGGCAUGUACCCAUGGAACACUGGUUAAAAUUGACAUUCGGUAUUUUUUCCAUACUGCAAAGAAACACGGAAAAAAUGAUUUUUUGUAGAAAACUGGAAUGACAAGGGAUGGACCUACAUAUUUGGUUUGACUAUAUGUGAGGUUUACUUGUUAGGUUGGUUGCACCACUUUCAUGGGACACCACACCAGUGAUUACAGUAAUUGUGUAUAAUAAUUUAUUAAAAUUUGGAGAUAAUUGCUUAUAUUUUGUGACA
Messenger RNA from Cryptomeria japonica (Japanese cedar), 996 nucleotides. Its product is annotated as nuclear transport factor 2B. The coding region runs from base 204 to 536 and encodes 110 amino acids. The transcript has 2 exons. The record is from RefSeq and is a predicted model, not a curated record. Lineage: Eukaryota; Viridiplantae; Streptophyta; Pinopsida; Cupressales; Cupressaceae. Gene Ontology annotation, cellular component: nuclear pore central transport channel. Gene Ontology annotation, biological process: nucleocytoplasmic transport.